Sordaria macrospora k-hell is the source of this 663-nucleotide messenger RNA. RefSeq lists its product as uncharacterized. The record is from RefSeq and is a predicted model, not a curated record. NCBI's taxonomy places the organism in Eukaryota, Fungi, Ascomycota, Sordariomycetes, Sordariales, Sordariaceae.
AUGAUUCAACCAUCUGCCCUCGUCCUGCUGGCAGUAAGCCUCUUCACCCCAGCAGCAUCAGCCCACGGAGAGAUCACUUCCCCGCCCGCCCGUCUCCCCGGCCCAGCGAUGGCUCAAGCCUGCGGCCAACAAGCCGUCAACGCCGUCCUGGCUGAUAGCACCAUGCCAAUCGAAUCUGUUCCCUUUUCGUCGUCCUCCUCUUGCAACCCCUUCCUCUGCCGCGGCGCUCUCUUUGCCGACAACGCCUCCCUCCUCCAACGCUUCACGCCGGGUCAAACGAUCCCUUUCAAAGCCUCCAUCCCGAUCCCGCACGAGGGGCCUUGUAACGUGUCUGUUGUCAACACUCAGACAAACUCGGUCGUUGGACAGCCGUUGCUGGUGUUCGAUUCAUACGCGGAUGAAAGACUCGCGAGGUUGCCGGCGAAUAACACUGCUUUCAGCGUCACGCUGCCAACGGAUGGGGAGGUGUUGAAAGAGUGUGGGGCCCCGGGAGUUUGUGUUCUGCAAUGGUUCUGGUUCGGAGAGGGGGCGAGACAGACGUAUGAGAGCUGUGUUGAUUUUGUUGUUGAAGUAUCGACGGGAGUGCAAGAAGGAGCGGCACAGGGGGGAGGGGAAAAAUUGAACAAGUGCGGUCGAGUCGGCAAACGUCGUCAACGGAGGUGA